This is a messenger RNA of Fomitopsis serialis, 921 nucleotides long. RefSeq lists its product as uncharacterized. The record is from RefSeq and is a predicted model, not a curated record. The coding region runs from base 49 to 921 and encodes 290 amino acids. NCBI's taxonomy places the organism in Eukaryota, Fungi, Basidiomycota, Agaricomycetes, Polyporales, Fomitopsidaceae. The transcript has 6 exons.
GCAUCGUCUGCGAUCGCCCUCGCUGAACCUUCCAAUCGAUUCUAGAGGAUGUCUGAGCCGACUUCACCGCAAAACGCUACUACCGGCGCGGCACUACCAGGCGUAGGAUCGGGAGUACCUGUACUACCGCCACUCGACUCGAGCCUGUACAGGCUCGAUGAAGAGGAAGUCGCCUUCUUCAAGCAGAAGACUGGGAUUAACAGCAGCGAAGACUUGAAGCAGCACAUCCUGAAAGUCCAGGCGGAAGCAUACGAGGUGCACCCUUACCCAUGCAUUCGUCUUUUCGGGUUCGCCCAGCUCAAGAUAUCGCGCCUCCCUGUGUAUAAUGACCUCCUUAUCUUGGGCAAGGAACGUCGUGAUGCUAUUCUCCUUGACAUCGGCUGUUGCUUUGGUAACGACGUCAGGAAGGCGGUCACCGACGGCUAUCCAUUGGAGAAUGUGAUCGCUUCAGAUAUCGAGCCAGCUUUCUGGCAGCUCGGCCAUCGUCUGUUCAAGUCCUCUACAGACUCAUUCCCAGUACCGUUCAUUGGAGGAGACGCCUUCGACCCCGCCUUUCUCCAGACUGCCCCGCCGGUCUACGCAGCUCAGAGCACACCCGCGCCCACGUUAUCUAAGGUCACCACGCUCACAAUGCUCCAGGGCCACGUCUCCGCCAUCCACGCUUCUUCGCUCUUCCACCUCUUCGACGAAGAGAAGCAGCUUGUGCUCGCGCGUGCCUUCGCAAGCCUCCUUUCCCCCAUCCGGGUCUCCACGUUCUGCCACUCACCGGAGAGUUGGAAGGAGAUGUGGGAGUCUGUCUUCGGGCCGGAUCAAGUGAAGGUCGAGACUGAGCUACAGGAAGUCGACUCCGAGGCAAACAUAGCCCCGGCGGCGACCAACCGCCGGUACCAUAUGCUCGUAUGGUCGGUGAAGAGGCUGUGA